CGAUCUCCAAAGUCGUUUAUUAUCUCCAUUUCCAAUAGAUUGACUAAAGACAAGAAGAUAUGGAAUAUUUAACAAUGUGGCGAUCCACCAUUGUUUUGUUGUUGGCCUCAAUGUGGCUUAACAUUACGACAACUACAACCGCUGCAGAUUGGAAGAUUAUGAUGAUGACGCAGAGAUCGACCAAGUCUGGCGAGAUGUCGCUAAAAAACUAUUGUGAGAGUUGGAGGAUGAAUGUUGAAUUGAACAACAUCCGCGACUUCUCAGUAGUUCCAUCCGAGUGUACAAGCUACAUUGGGAAGUACAUGACUGGGACCCAAUUCAAAGUUGACUCAGAAGCCACAAUAGAUGAAUGCACCCUAUACCUCAAUACUCUGUCAUGUCAUCUUAUAAAGACCGAUGGCAAGGAUGCUUGGAUCUUUGACAUCGAUGACACCCUCUUAUCAACCGUGCCUUACUACAAGAAACACGGAUAUGGAGGGGAGAAACUAAAUGUGACUGAAUUAGAAGAAUGGAUGAGAAAAGGAAAAGCUACUGCAAUGGAUUACAGUUUACGGUUGUACAAUGAUAUUAAAAAAAGAGGCAUACAAAUCAUAUUGGUAUCUUCAAGGAGAGAACAUCUUAGAGCAGCCACUAUUGAUAACCUUGUCAAUGUUGGUUUUUAUGGGUGGAAGAGUCUUCAUAUGCGGGAAGAUGACAACGACAUGAAAACAACAGUAGAGGAAUACAAGACACAUGUAAGGAGUGAGUUGAUAAAAGAUGGAUAUCGUAUCUGGGGCAUUUUAGGAGACCAGUGGAGCAGUAUCAACGGAAUACCAACUGCUAAAAGAGCAUUCAAGCUCCCCAAUUCUCUUUACUAUGUUGCUUAAUAUUAACUAGUAAAGUUUGGAAUUGGGAUCCGCAUUGCGGAUGGUGUUGAAAUGUUUGCGUUAAUAUCCAAUUGUGUUUGCAUUGAACUUAGAUCCGUUUGAUUCAAAUUAAAUUUUGAACUUAGAUUUCAAUUAAUGUGAUUACAUUUUGUUAUUGA
This is a messenger RNA of Erigeron canadensis, 1024 nucleotides long. RefSeq names its product acid phosphatase 1-like. Gene Ontology annotation, molecular function: acid phosphatase activity. The transcript has 2 exons. The record is from RefSeq and is a predicted model, not a curated record. The coding region runs from base 60 to 866 and encodes 268 amino acids. NCBI's taxonomy places the organism in Eukaryota, Viridiplantae, Streptophyta, Magnoliopsida, Asterales, Asteraceae.